Molecule: messenger RNA, 1761 nt
Organism: Pestalotiopsis fici W106-1
Lineage: Eukaryota; Fungi; Ascomycota; Sordariomycetes; Amphisphaeriales; Sporocadaceae
Exons: 3
Coding region: 1-1761 (586 amino acids)
Molecular function (GO): iron ion binding; oxidoreductase activity, acting on paired donors, with incorporation or reduction of molecular oxygen; steroid hydroxylase activity
Source: RefSeq, a predicted model, not a curated record
AUGGCUCUGGAAAUCGUGGGCAUGGCUCCGAAUGUGGCCCAAAUCUCUGUUGCCAUCAUCUUGGCUGUCUUGUCCCCCUUUCUAUUGACGUAUGCAUACACAUCUCGCCAGAUCAGUGCCAAGGAGACCAGUGAUGGCGUGGCAAGUCCAACUCCUAUCGCGCCUUACUGGAUUCCAGUACUGGGGAACGCAUUGUCUUUUUCUCGCGAUACUGUGGGAUAUAUACAGGGUCUCAAGGCAAAGUUUGGCAUGAAGCCUGUAAAGCUUCUGCUUGCUGGCGAUCAAAUGACUUAUGUACCCCACGGAGAUAAAAUGGUCACUACAUUAUUGGAUGCCAAAGAGCUACAUUCAGGCCCAUUGGCCGCAAAGCACCGGCGCGACACGUUCAACUUUCCCGAGGCGGAUGACGCUAUUUAUCUACAGGACGACUCGGGCCUGCAAGUGAAGCCUUGGGCAAACUCGACUGUCCGGCCUGAUCGCCGUGUCAUCUACGAGGAGCACUUGAUUAUCCAUACUCAGCUCAAUGGCAAUGGAAUGAGUGUGCUGCUUGAAAAGACGCUCGAGUUCUUGGUCCGCUCUCUGCAAAGCAAGAGACAAGAGUACUCGAGCUGGACCGAGUUGCCCGACUUGACCGAAUUCGUGCGCAAUGAAAUGUUUGAGGCCACGCUGCGCGCUCUCUGCGGUGAAAGGAUCUUUGAAGUCACACCAACUCUUCUAGACGAUUUCUGGGCAUUCGACCUGGGCAUGCCAGAUCUAUUCAAAGGAUUGCCCAAGUGGAUGGCUCCCAAAGCCCAUGCCGCGAGAACCAGAAUGGCAGCCAUUAUCAAAAACUGGCACCUGGAUCCUGUUACAGCUGAAAAGUACGAUGAGUACAUUGCUCACCCGGACCGCAUUCCUGAUUGGGACCCAAUUCUUGGCCAUCGAAUGAUGAUAACCCACUAUAAAAUGCAUGUAGACUACGGGUUUAGUCUAGAUGGAAGAGUCGCUGGUGAACUCGGCCUUAUUUGGGGAGCCAUGACAAAUCUCAUUACCUCGACCAUCUGGCCUAUCCUGAACGCAGUAUUGUCGCCUGCGGUAGCCGAACGAGUCCUGAUUGAAUCCUCGCCCUGCUUUACCGAGGGAUCACUGGAAAUCAGUCAGAGAGCGAAACUAGCAUCCUGCAAUCUCCUCGUGUCAAUGUAUCUGGAGAGUCUCAGGUACGGCAUUGCCGUCAGCAUCCCCCGUACACCGUGGCCGGAGAAUGGGUACAAGCUAGGGGCGUGGAAGCUCAAGAAGGACGAGAUAGCCUUCACCAUCAGUGCCAUUGCGCAUCUAGACGAGACGUUUUGGAAUACGGGGCACCUUGUGGACGGGAAACCAGAGCAUCCGACCAACCAGUACUGGGCUGAGCGGUUCAUGGAGUAUCCCGAUGACCCAUUGAGCGGACCGAUUCGAAAGUACGACAAGCACUCCGAAAUUUACCACACGACGGCCAAGCCGCCUACGAGGACAACAGAGGAUGACGAGAAGGCAACUAUCAUCACCCACGGGCUGUCCAGUCACUACUUUCCUUAUGGAGGUGGUGUCAAAAUAUGCCCCGGUCGGUAUUUUGCAAAGCAGCUUAUUUUAGCCGCGGUCCCUACCUUUCUCAGGGCUUUUGAUAUGGAGUAUUUGGAUCAUGAGUCUGCUGCCAAAACCAAACCAGACUAUCACUAUUUCAUGUUUGGAUCAUUGUCUCCGGACAGGAAAAACCCUAUUCGGAUCAAGGCAAAGAAGAUCUAA